Molecule: messenger RNA, 5300 nt
Organism: Fusarium verticillioides 7600
Lineage: Eukaryota; Fungi; Ascomycota; Sordariomycetes; Hypocreales; Nectriaceae
Exons: 2
Coding region: 175-1383 (402 amino acids)
Source: RefSeq, a predicted model, not a curated record
CGAUGGCAUCACGCAAGAAUUAACUUCAGAACACAUGACCGAACCCAUCAACACCGACCCUACUCCACACUGCUUUUCCCGACGACUCGUCAUCCCUACAUCGUUCUGGCAUUCUUGAGGGUAGGGUUUGACAGCAAUACAACCGCUUACCAGACUCACUCUCUCUGGCCCGCCAUGUUCACAACAAAGUCGGUUCAGUCACUCAAGAAUCUUUUCGCAUCCUAUCACGAACCCCUACCCUUGUCGAAACAGCAAUCUCAAAAGCUUCUGGACGGUCUCAAGAGUUCCUUUCGAAAACAGCUCGACCGUGAAUAUGGAGAGAGCCCCAAUAGUCUGUCACCGGCUGCUGCGAAACCUGGAAAUGUUGAUCCUGCCCGACUAUCUGCUACAAACCGGCAUUUGAAAGAUAUCCUGUCGAACCCGCUGUUCAGCUACAACAAAGAUGUUACAUCGACGUUCCCUUCAAGCCUAGUAUCGCCUUCUUUGGCUGCACCAACGCGUGAUCCUAUAGAGGUUUUUGACCAUGCUGUAGCCCGAGGAUUGAUGACACCCAAGGCCGCCAUCGGUGUGAUGGUCGCUAAAGCAAAGCAGCUGCAGGCGAAUGAACCAGGUCUUGAUGGUCUAGCUACAUCGGGUAUGUCAGGUCGUGUUAUAAGAUGGCUACGAGCUUGUGGUGCUGAGCAGGAUCUACGAUUUAUGGACAAUUAUUCUUUUAUCAGAGCGUUGUCUCCGUUCCUGGUGGCAGAAGGCAUGGAGGAGAUUGCUUGGGAAUGGCUUGAGCGGACAAUCAACAACACUUCUGGAGACCUGUCAAAUGAAAGGCGUCUCAGGAGAGCAUCCAACUUACUCGGGGAACUUGUGAAGACAAAGUGUCAGCCUCAAUAUGGCAACCUUGACUCAGGCAUCUCUACCAUGUUGCAAGCACAGCAACUUUUCCGGACCAGCCCACUACUAUCGGAUCUUCUAGUCUCGUCAUGGAGAUCAGUCUCAUGGCUCUCGACCGUCGAAUCCUACAGUCGACCGGCUCCAUCUGAAGAACUUUUUGAUGCUCAUAUUGCCACGGCCGAUCGUCUGCCGCAACCUUUUCUCUUGGAACGUGCUCAUUUACACCUCUACCACCCCACACAUCCCGAUCACCUUCCUGCUCUGAACUUCUUCAGAGACAAGCAAAGACUACGAAAGCUAGUUAAUACUGUUGAGCCUAAGAAGUCAAAGCCAGAUAAGCUAAGCACCGUAUCAUGGCUCGCCUUCUUAGGCCACGACACAGUCAACCACUUGACCCAAUCUGGAAGAACACAAGAAGCGCAGGGAGUUACGGAGCUACUGCAGGCAGAAGUAGCUGGCCUUUUCAAUCAUAAAUCCGAACCCGCUCUUGGGUUGUGAGGAGUGAAAGAGUAAAGGCAAACAUGGAUCAGAUUUUUGGGGCAUUCAAUAUUUAUCAUGCACAUAUGACGGAAUCACAGCGGUAUAUCGGGAGUUGGUUAUAAUGAUACCAUGAUGGAGUUUCAUAGGCUAUCACGCGAAAGCGUGUCAAUUUGCAUCAAGGAGGCUAUUUACUAAGAAAGAAAUUGUUAUCAAACAGAUUUUCAGUCAUUGCCGUGCUUUUUUUUAUCCUGGUAUCUAUUGUUGCAACAUAAUGCAAUUCUCAAUCUCUAUUCAUAUCGCUCUUAUUCAGAGUCGCUCUCAGCUGCAUCAGGUGAGAAGCCUUGGAACUCCUCCUCGUCGUCAUCAUCAUCUGGCGCGGCUCCUUCGCCAGCGUCUUCAUCGUCAUCGUCCUCCUCCUCGAUCUCAAAGGCACCAGAGAUAUCCCAUCGGUCGCCCUUGGCGCUCUUACUAACGUAUUUGACGAACUUAAGAGCGCCGCUAUCGCGCAUAACAAUAGUCAUCUUAUUCCAUGACGCAGCUUGGAAGAAGAGAAUGUUGUCGUCAUCAUCGCCUGUCUUAUAUACGGCUGCAUCUUCAUCGGCAUCAUCAUCACCGGACAUGAAGAUUUCUUGGCCGCCGACUUCAGGUGUUUCCUCCUCCUCCUCCUUCUUCUUUUUCUCUACAGCCUUGGCUUUGCCCUUUCCUUUACCUUUUACAUCCUCGCCGUUCUGAUUUUCAGCUUCUUCCUCGGGAUCUUCUUCCUCAUCGUCACCCCAGCCAGAUGUAGGUGUGAAUCCGAGAUUAAUCUCUACGCGCGCCUUGCCCUCGUGGCCAGUCGCGAGAGUAUAGUCGAGACCACGGCGGAAACGGCGCGCGAGGAGAUCGGCACUUUCGAUGGUGGUUUUGGUGGCCAUCUGGAGCCAUUGGCGGAACUGACGGCUGGGCAGGAAGAUGUCGAGAAGUUCAGUGAUGGGAGAUUCCUCCUGUGAGGUGCGAAGCUGGUCAGGCCCGCUGGGCUGUUGGUAGAGAUAUCGCGCCUUGUGGGGAGGCUUAGCUACACGCCAUGAAGUCGUCUUUUCUAUCGUAGCAGUAUCUUCUUGUGCGGGUUUCUUCUCCUCAGCCUCAACGUAGUCCCUUAGGCGCUGGGCAAACUUCUUGCCUAAAAUAUCUGGCAAGGUGAUUUCAAACAUCUCGUUGAAGGUCUCGGAGAUCUCUUCCAAGGCAUCAGGAACCAGGUAUGCUGGCGAGAUGUACUUGAGCAGAAACUCAAGAUCGGCUUCGUCGAAGCCCUCCUGACUGGCCUUAUCAACCUUCAUAACCUGAGGCUGAGGCAUAUCGUACUGAGCAGGAUUGCCCUGAAGUUGCAUCAGGCCGCUGUUCUUGGCGUUUCUCUCCUCUUCUCCCUUGAUGUAGCCGUCCUCUCCAAUCUGGGGAAUAUGGAACCAUCCACUGAUAGCCAUACGAAUGCGGCCACCGUCCCUCUCUAGCUGCACCUUAGUUUCGGCGCGAUAGACCUCCUCGACAUCGUGGAAACUCUCUCCAGGCUGGACAGCAAAGAAGCUCAGCUGGUUCCACGCAGGCGGGAUGACUUUUGUAACGUCGGGAAGCGGUGUCUUCGCUACCUCGCCCUCCUUGUCCUUGAGCUCCUGCACGGGGAACAGACGGAGCGCGCCACCCCAUUCGGGCUUCCAGGGCGUGUCGGGGUCAACGAGGUAGAGGAUAUAGCUAACGCGCCGGCUACCAAUGACGUCGUCAUGGCAAAGGAGGUAGCAGCCAGGCGUAUAGAUGUUGAUAGCCAUGUCAGUCUUGCGACCGCUCAACGGGCCGCAAUUUGUAAUGUGAGAGACAUAGUUGCGGAAGGCUUCAGAGUAUAUAGCAUCGCGCAGCUUGAGCAGCGAAGGCAGCUUAGCUAGAGACUCGUCGUCGAGACCGUCGAGAUUGGCCAGGUCGCCUGACUGGUGGAUCUUGUAGAUAUCGGUCUCCUUGGGGGUGAACUCGACGUUGGCCUUGAUCUCGCUGCGAACCGAUCGAAGGAGGGAAUCGUCAACAAGGCCGUUGAUGACGGCAUGCUUAUAAGGUUCUGACUGAGCAUAUUGGUCCGUAUAAGAAUCGAGGACCUUCUUUUCGAAAAGACCAGCACGAAACCGUUUCUGAGCUUCCUCUGCGGUCAAAGCUGGAGAAGUCUGGUGAGUGGAAGGUCGCGAAAGAACGAUUGGGGGUGCUUACAAGGCUUGGGCUUUUUCUUGUUGGCCUUGGAGGAUCCAACAGCUGCUUCCGCUUUUCUCUUCAUGACGCCAGCGCAAUUGGUAUGAUUUCCAGAAGCUGUGCGAAGUGGGAGGGUUUUUGUUGUAGAUAAACUGAGUACGGAGUAGGUCGCGAAAGUUGUGCGAAGCCGCAGCGCAAAGAAUGGGCUGACGUCGCCAAUCUUUAAAAUUUUGGCUCCGAAAAUCGACCCAUUCCAGGAAGCGUACCAAUGUAUGAGCCUGUCAUGUACGGGUCGAGAUGUAAGAGCAACAGGCCACAGAAUUUAUUUGUAUAUCAAUUGCAUAUCCUUCAGGUGCUCUGAGUGUUUCAGUUUCUUUCAGUCGAAUCUAAAAUUAUCUUUCAUAUUUCAAUUCCAUGAUGAUGGGCCGAUGGUGGACCUUAUCUGAUUACUGGCUGAAGCCAGACAUGACGCAUAAAGGAUACGCAUGGCUAUGCAUGUACGCGCCGAUUCAGCCCUCACCGAGUAAGGAUCUCUGAGGAUGUUAAACACGGGAUACUAUUUCGCGGCCCAAGAUAUUAGUAAAAGUCGUAUUGGUCAAUGUCUGAGCACCUCAUACGCUGUGGGUUGUAGCAUCACUUUGCCCCAGAAUCACAUGAGACAUCUUUAAAUUCUUAACUUUAUUGCAGAAUAUAUUUCACUUAAUAUAAAACUAAAACAGAAGGAUGUUCUGAGUUAAACAUUGGCGGCAUGGGGGAGUAUAGAAUGUGUCUAAUCUCAAUUGAUAUAAAUUUAUAAACCAUCACCAACAAGAGCAGUCUCGUGGCGAUUACAUAGUAGUAGUGGAUGGCUUCAAACUCCAUAAAUUUGCAUGCAUAGAACAGAAAAUCACAAUUUCUUUGCUUGUUCCCAAUUACAUUCCUCCUCUUAAUGAUAAAACAACUUUAAACGAACUGCAUGGUACCACUAUUGUCCCUUACAGGGCAAAGAGCAUAGCCAUGACAACACCCAAGACACCAGCGGCGCCCUCACGCGCAGCAGCAUUGCCGCUAUCGCCACUGGCGCUGGCACUCGCGGGCGUCGUCUGGCUGCUACCGGCACUGGAAGUAGGAGUACCAGUUGCGCUGCCAGAGGUGGCGCUCUUGUCGCAUGUAACCUCGUCGGGCAGGUCGGUGACUCCGGCGGUCGAGCAGAUCUGCUUGGCGUACUUGACAGCGGUCUCCUUGCCGGCGGCAUCACACUUGUCCUCAAGACAACAUGCGAUGCCAGACAGGAAGUUCUUGUUGCUGCAGAUGCACUUGACGUCGAGCUGUCCGCAUCCCGCGACGCCGCCGCCGGUGGUGUACUUGUCAACACAUGGUUGCUAUAUACACAGAAGAGAUUAGCAUCGUGGAAUUGCGAGCGGUAACGUAUCGAGUCUGAGCAUUCAGCCGGUAAGGGAGACUUUGCGACGUACAGCGCAUUUAGGCAACUUCUCUUGCUGAGCGGCAACAAGGCCAGCCAGGAGGACGGAUGUGAAUACAGACAGCUUCAUGAUGAAUACUCGGACAGUAAAGAUAUUGGAAAUGAAGUUGGAACUGAAUGAAUGUCAAGAAGAGAGAGUUAUGUGGUUUCACGUACGCGCGUCGUAGAUUUAAAAGAGACUCCUUAAGUGAGACAAGACAGUUUUACCCAGCUCUCACCAAAAGGCAGCGAGCUUACACAGGAGCUACGCCCAUUAUGUACUCUUGAG